AUGACUGAUAAAGAUGUAUUUCAGGGAAUCGUCAGACGGUUCCAAAAGGUGUUGAGGACACAACAGGGAAAGCUGCCUGAACUGGGUGUGAAAAAUGCGCCACUGGAGGACUCUGAGAUUAUCAGAGAUAAAGCUGACAGUCCAUUCACCUGGGCUGUAGGCGACUCGAGCCGUGGACCCCAGGCGUGCGAGGCCGACGCUCACCCAUUUAGGCUGACAGUCGUUUCAACAGUGCCACAGCCACGAAAACAGUGCCACAGCCACAAGAACAGUGCCACAGCCACAAGAACAGUGCCACAACCACAAGAACAGUGCCACAGCCACGAGAACAGUGCCACAGCCACGAGAACAGUGCCACAGCCACGAGAACAGUGCCACAGCCACGAGAACAGUGCCACAGCCACGAGAACAGUGCCACAGCCACGAGAACAGUGCCACAGUCACGAGAACAGUGCCACAGCCACGAGAACAGUGCCACAGCCACGAGAACAGUGCCACAACCACAAGAAUAGUGCCACAACCACAAGAACAGUGCCACAACCACAAGAACAGUGCCACAGCCACAAGAACAGUGCCACAGCCACAAGAACAGUGCCACAGCCACAAGAACAGUGCCACAACCACAAGAACAGUGCCACAACCACAAGAACAGUGCCACAGCCACAAGAACAGUGCCACAGCACCAAGAACAGUGCCACAGCCACAAGAACAGUGCCACAGCCACAAGAACAGUGUCACAGCCACAAGAACAGUACCACAGCCACGAGAACAGUGCCACAUUCACAAGAACAGUGCCACCAAAAGGGCGACAGAACAGUGCCACAGCCACAAGAACAGUGCCACAGCCACAAGAACAGUGUCACAGCCACAAGAACAGUGCCACAGCCACAAGAACAGUGCUACAGCCACAAGAACAGUGCCACAUUCACAAGAACAGUGCCACAUUCACAAGAACAGUGCCACAGCCACAAGAACAGUGCCACAGCCACAAGAACAGUGACACAGCCACGAGAACAGUGCCACAGCCGCAAGAACAGUGCCACAGCACCAAGAACAGUGCCACAUCCACAAGAACAGUGCCACAGCCACAAUAACAGUACCACAGCCAGAAGAACAGUGCCACAUUCACAAGAACAGUGCCACAUUCACAAGAACAGUACCACAGCCAGAAGAACAGUGCCACAGCUACAAGAACAGUGCCACAGCCGCAAGAACAGUGCCACAGCCACAAGAACAGUUCCACAGCCACAAGAACAGUGUCACAGCCACAAGAACAGUGCUACAGCCACAAGAACAGUGCCACAUUCACAAGAACAGUGCCACAUUCACAAGAACAGUGCCACAGCCACAAGAACAGUGCCACAGCCACAAGAACAGUGCCACAGCCACAAGAACAGUGCCACAACCACAAGAACAGUGCCACAGCCACAAGAACAGUGCCACAGCCACAAGAACAGUGCCACAGCCACAAGAACAGUGCCACAGCCACAAGAACAGUGCCACAGCCACAAUAACAGUGCCACAGCCAGAAGAACAGUGCCACAUCCACAAGAACAGUGCCACAGCCACAAUAACAGUACCACAGCCACAAUAACAGUGCCACAUCCACAAGAACAGUGCCACAGCCACAAGAACAGUGCCACAGCCACAAGAACAGUGCCACAGCCACAAUAA
Messenger RNA from Procambarus clarkii (red swamp crayfish), 1674 nucleotides. The record is from RefSeq and is a predicted model, not a curated record. Lineage: Eukaryota; Metazoa; Arthropoda; Malacostraca; Decapoda; Cambaridae.